Messenger RNA from Gossypium raimondii (Peruvian cotton), 2448 nucleotides. Its product is annotated as calcium-dependent protein kinase 28. The record is from RefSeq and is a predicted model, not a curated record. Gene Ontology annotation, molecular function: calcium/calmodulin-dependent protein kinase activity; calmodulin binding; calcium-dependent protein serine/threonine kinase activity. Gene Ontology annotation, biological process: peptidyl-serine phosphorylation; intracellular signal transduction; protein autophosphorylation. Gene Ontology annotation, cellular component: nucleus; cytoplasm. The transcript has 12 exons. NCBI's taxonomy places the organism in Eukaryota, Viridiplantae, Streptophyta, Magnoliopsida, Malvales, Malvaceae. The coding region runs from base 884 to 2170 and encodes 428 amino acids.
AUUUCAUUCACUUUUUCAAAUUCAAGGUGGGAUUUUUUUUGGGAUUUCUGGAUUAGAGUUGUUUAUAUAGUGGUGGGGUUUCAAUUCCUUAUUGAUUAUAUACGUAUAUAUGUCUGUGUAUGUAUAUAUUAAUUUUGCUAUGUAUUGGAUAUGAAGCAUGACUAUGGGAAAAAUUCAUUGAACCAUGAGGAUUUUGGAUCUACUGUUUCUUUGGCUUGACAAUAUUAGUACAGUUUUAAGCUCUUGGAGGUAUGGCAAACUUGUGGCUAAAAGUAACUUGUACUAAAAGUUGUAUUGUAUUUUACCCCCUUAGUAUUGUAUUUUACCCCCUUAACUUAAAAAGUGGCUAAAUUAGUUCUUGUAAGUUAGAUUAAAGAUUUCAUCCAUUUUUACAAUUAAAAAUUGGUCUUGUACGGAACAAAUAGAUGAAAUUUUUUAUAGAAAAGAUUAAUUUGCUCUUUGAUUUAAUAGACUAAUUUAUUCAUUUUUGAGAAAUGACUAAUUUGCUCUUUUAUUUAAUGUAAAGGAUUAAUUUAACUAUUUUUUUUUGCAAUUUGAUUUCUUGUAUAGGGGACUCCAUGAUACUUUUACCGAAACUUGUGUAAUUUGCAAAUUUGCAGUAAUUGAAGUUGAUUGAAGCUUCAAUGUGAAGCUGCAACCUUUAAUAUGCACAUAUUUUGUAGUUGUAACUAUCACUGAAUCGGAUCGAUGUAGUAGUUAGUAGUUACACUAAACUAGCUAAUCUAAAAUUUGAUAACUUCAGUCUCUCUUUAGCUGUGCUUUCAUGGUGAGGUGUUGCUUUCCUUACUGCUUUUUCCAUCUCAAAAUGUGUUCAUGGUGCGGUAUUUAGAAGUUUUCAGAAUGAUAUUAGACGAGUGGAGAGAUGAUUCUUCCAAUCGCUGUCGAGGAUGUCAAGCGAGAAGUCAAGAUAUUGAAAGCCUUGAAAGGCCAUGAAAAUGUGGUUCAAUUUUAUAAUGCAUUCGAGGAUGAUUCCUAUGUGUAUAUUGUUAUGGAGUUAUGUGAGGGUGGAGAAUUGUUGGACCGGAUUUUGGCCAAAAAAGAUAGCCGAUAUAGUGAAAAAGAUGCUGCAGUAGUAGUACGGCAAAUGCUCAAAGUUGCGGCCGAGUGUCAUCUGCAUGGCUUAGUGCACCGUGACAUGAAACCUGAGAAUUUCCUAUUUAAGUCAACACGUCCAGACUCGCCUCUGAAGGCUACAGAUUUCGGUUUGUCGGACUUUAUCAAACCUGGGAAGAGGUUUCGAGAUAUUGUUGGCAGUGCCUAUUAUGUUGCUCCUGAAGUAUUAAAAAGAAGGUCAGGGCCUGAAUCAGAUGUAUGGAGUAUCGGUGUAAUUACCUACAUUUUGCUCUGUGGGAAGCGUCCCUUUUGGGAUAAGACUGAGGAUGGUAUAUUUAAGGAGGUUUUGAAGAACAAGCCUGAUUUCCGUCGAAAACCAUGGCCAACAAUUAGCGACGACGCUAAAGACUUUUUGAAGAAGAUGUUGGUGAAGGAUCCUCGGGCUAGAUUGACAGCAGCUCAGGCCCUAUCACACCAAUGGGUUAGGGAAGGAGGAAAUGCAUCUGAUAUUCCCGUUGAUAUAUCGAUUUUGAGUAAUCUCCGGCAGUUCGUGAAGUAUAGUCGAUUGAAGCAGUUUGCUCUGAGGGCAUUGGCUAGCACACUUAAUGAAGAAGAGAUAGCCGAUCUUCGGGACCAAUUUGAUGCAAUCGAUGUGGAUAAGAGCGGUUCUAUUAGUCUCGAAGAGAUGAGACAGGCCCUUGCUAAAGAUCUUCCUUGGAAGCUAAAAGAUUCACGUGUCCUCGAGAUUCUUCAAGCGAUUGAUAGCAACACGGAUGGACUUGUUGAUUUCACCGAGUUUGUUGCAGCUGCACUACAUGUGAAUCAAAUGGAAGAACAUGAUUGCGAUAAGUGGCAAAUGCGGUUACAGGCUGCUUUCGAGAAAUUUGAUGUAGAUAGAGAUGGAUAUAUAACUCCGGAGGAACUACGAAUGCACACGGGAUUAAGAGGUUCCAUCGACCCUUUACUUGAGGAGGCUGACAUUGACAAAGAUGGAAAAAUAAGCCUUUCAGAAUUCCGACGGCUUUUACGAACUGCUAGCAUGGGUUCACGGAACGUAUCUAGUCCAUCCGGUAAUCGGAAUACUCAGAAGUUGUAGAUUAAAAAAUGAAAACGAGAGCAAGAAAAAUGGAGCAUUUCCCCGAUUUUUGUGCUUGCCUGGUAUCUAUACCGGACCCCGAGCGUGUCUACAUCUACCAGUCAUCAAGCAUUGUAGGACCCUUUUCGACUUCGAGUUUUGUUCGAUGUUGGCUCUGGUUGUGGGUAGCUCUAUGUAUAUGGUCAUUCGAUGUACAUUUUCUUUGGUUGGGUAUAAUCUUGUUAUGCCUAUAUGUGACUAUAAAAUAAUUUAUCAAUGAAGAAUAUGGUGCAUCCCAA